AUGGGGAAAGGUGAGCAGCAGCCGGGUGAGGACUUUUAACUCGUCGUCGUUGUCGAAGGUUGACUAGACAGGAACGCACCCGGCGCGCCGAAGGAAGCAAGAUGGAGAGUAUGGAUGACGGCGUCCUCCGCUGCCGAGCAGCCCCUCAGAUUCCCACCUUCCCUGAUUCUGAUGGGUCUUUGAAUGAUGAAUGUAAUCAGAGACACCAGCAGCAAGGCAAUGGAGGCACCCAAGUUACCAGCAAUAGAACAUUUGAAGUGGAACAGGUGAUCAGCAGAAAGCUACAACUGAAAAGAAAAGCAGAGUACCUGAAGAGUGACCUGAUGCACCAGUUUGACUGCCAGGUCAAUGACUUCGUGGACAGUCUGAUCGAGGAGUCGGCCGUCCUGGAGCCGGCGCCUGUGCCAGACGUCUUCUCACCGCCGCUGACGGAGAAGGAGAGAAGCAAACUCGGGAAUUUCCGGCCUCCUCAUGGCCAGGGCAAGCAGUUUGUCAGUCGCAGGUCCCUCUUGGAUGAGCUUUUUGAGGUGAACCACAUCCGGACUAUCUACCACAUGUUUAUAGCCCUGCUCAUUCUCUUCAUCCUUAGCACACUGGUGGUCGAUAUGAUUGAGGAAGGCAGACUGGUGCUGCACUUUGACCUGCUGGUCUAUGCGUUUGGACAGUUCCCCCUGGUGGUUUGCACGUGGAUCUGCAUGUUCCUGUCCGUGGUGCUGGUCCCUUACUCGCUGUUCUACCUGUGGGCACAGACCCAGUCUGGGUCUUACACUCACCCCAGGUGGUGCAGUUUGCUGUUUGGCUGUGUAUUCCUGCUCUACCAAACUGUGGGUGUGGGAUUCCUGCCUACAUAUGUGGUGGUGAUCAACAGUUUCCCGCCUGCUUCGUGCUUCAUCGUCAUCCUGGAACAGGUGCGUCUAUUGAUGAAAUCUCACUCCUUUGUCCGGGAGAAUGUACCAAGAGUCCUGACCUGGGUUAAAGAAAAGAACAGCCCGAGCCCAGUGAUCCCUCAGGUCUCUCAGUAUCUCUACUUUCUGUUUGCACCUACGCUCAUCUACAGAGACAAGUACCCCAGGAGCCCAGUGAUCAGAUGGAGCUACGUAGCCACAAAGUUACUUCAGGUCCUAGGCUGUAUGUGUUAUGCCUAUUACGUGUUUGUGCGGCUGUGCAUCCCUCAGUUUCGCAGCAUCAGUCUGCAGCUGUUUGACCUGAGGGCCAUGGUCCUCUGUGUCUUUAACUCUAUCUUGCCAGGAGUGUUGAUUCUCUUCCUGGGAUUCUUUGCCUUCCUCCACUGUUGGCUUAAUGCUUUUGGUGAGAUGCUCCGAUUUGCAGACCGGAUGUUUUAUAAGGAUUGGUGGAACUCUACCUCUUUUGCUAAUUACUAUCGGACUUGGAAUGUAGUGGUCCAUGACUGGCUGUACUACUAUGUGUACCUGGACUUCCUGUGGUUGUCUCAGAGGCGUUUCAGAGUAGUCGCCAUGCUGUUUGUGUUUACCGUGUCUGCCGUGGUCCACGAGUACAUCCUUGCAAUCUGCUUUGGUUUCUUCUAUCCCGUCCUCUUCUGCCUCUUCAUGUGCUUUGGAAUAAUGUUCAACUUCAUUCUGCAUGACCAAAGGAAAGGCCCCAUCUGGAAUGUAAUCAUGUGGACGGCCCUCUUCCUGGGCCAGGGGGUCAUCAUCUGUCUGUACUCCCAGGAGUGGUAUGCCCAGCGCUACUGCCCCCUGAAGGAGCCUUCAUUCCUUGAGUUGGUGACGCCUCGCUCUUGGAGCUGUCAGAGGCCUGACGGAGGACUCUGAUCGGCUGAGAUCUACGUUUGGACGACUGCUGACUAUCAUCACUCAUCUGAAUACAUCUGACCAACCUUUCUGUUACUGACAUGUUUUCUGAUCUUUCUAUAUAUAUUUUUUAUUUCAGUGCCAAAAUGUUCUUUACUCUGUCACAGUAAUGCCUUACGGGCUUGUUUUAUGUUUUCAAAGACAAACUCUACACAACUACAAGUUCACAUAACAUCCCACGUGAACUCUUAUAUUGUUCAGAUGUACUCUGAUUAUUUUUGCAUUGAUCAACUGUGAAACCUUGUGCCAACAUAAUAGUGGCACAUAUGACAUGGCAGCGAAAUACAAACACUUUACAAGCAUCAUUAACAUAUGCAAUAAUGGUUAAUAAUACAAUUUCAGAAUGUUUGGAAAGCCUUUCAAUGUUAUAUACUUUCACUGCCAAUAAGAUUUAUUUUGUGAAAAAUGGCCGAUGUUUUCUAUGAAUAUAUAUUAACAACUGUGGCCUCUGUGUUAUCUCUUCAAUAUUGCAGUUAAUUUCUCUGAAGAGAAAUGUGUGACUUUUGACACAUCGACGGAUUAUUUCAUAGUGAAUCUGAAACCAUGAUUAAAAGAUCCAGAUGGUUAUCAUCAGAAAACAUGUUUUUACAAACUGUAGAUAACUGCUGUAUGGAGUCUGACUUCUGAAUGUAAUCUUGGGGUUUUCAUCUGAACUAGUUUGAACACUCAUCGAGCAUCAUGGAUAGAGUGUUUGCUGUGAACCUAAGUUAUUGGACAAAUGUUAUGUGAAGGUGAAAUAACUACAGAAUAACCGAAUAUAAAUGUUGCAGCUGGCUGCUAGAUAAGUUAUAAGUUUGAAAUAGUAAUACUUGAUUAGGGCUGCAGGUUGCUUUGUUGGAUACUGAGUACAUGAAAUAACAGUGUUUAUUCAGUGUGUUUGAAUCAAACAUUUACAGAAUGGUAAUCUCCAUUUCAAACUCAUGGAGGAAGGAAUGUAUAGGCUCACUGUGCUUUUGUUUCCUGUGGUCUUGAAACUGCUUGUUUACACAUUAGUAUUAUGUUGAGGAAAUCACAAAGUUAAUGUUGCCAAUCCUGAUAUAUUUUGAAAUGCAGGGUGACCGUAUUUAUACUUGUGAAUACUGAGAUGCACAAUAUGAGGUUAAAAUCACUCAUGGAAAACUCGGCACUUCCUGACCACAAGGUGUCACUGUAUUCAAGCCUUUGCUUUGGAUUCUUUCUCUGCUCAAUUUAUCUGUGAGUUGUGUUCAGGAGCAGGAGAGGCUUCCCCAGAGACCUUUACAAAUGUAUACUAACAAAGACAAGUACCAGCAACUUUUGUUAAACCUGUACAGAUAAUGGCAGACAUAUUGGAAUACCCUGUGAUACUUUUUACUAAGUAACUCUUGAGUAUUUCACUGAAGCAUUUAGUUUGCUUUAUGCCUUUACGAUUUUGUGAAUAAAGAUAUAUUUAUAGUGAAAAAAGCCAACCUGCAGAAAUGCAUUUAUUAAAAUUAGAUAUUUAUUUUU
Pseudoliparis swirei is the source of this 3299-nucleotide messenger RNA. RefSeq names its product sterol O-acyltransferase 1 (gene soat1). The transcript has 16 exons. Gene Ontology annotation, molecular function: cholesterol binding; cholesterol O-acyltransferase activity; fatty-acyl-CoA binding. Gene Ontology annotation, cellular component: endoplasmic reticulum membrane. Lineage: Eukaryota; Metazoa; Chordata; Actinopteri; Perciformes; Liparidae. The record is from RefSeq and is a predicted model, not a curated record. Gene Ontology annotation, biological process: cholesterol metabolic process; cholesterol efflux. Bases 102 to 1793 code for a protein of 563 amino acids.